UGAAAAUACCAAUAUUAAUCCGGUACAUUUUUUUUCCAUUUUUCAUUACUUAUUAGGGUACAACAACACCCAUAGGGUAUCAUUCAGGCACCGAUGGAAUAAGGACUGUAACCCGCUUCUUAUCCUAGGACCUGUAUUUUUUUUAAAUUAUGGAUCAUAAUUAACUGGCAUUUAUAAAAUAUGAUUUUGUGCGUGACUAUUCAUCUGAAUUGAUACCCAGGCCACCCCCCCUCUCUGCGUAAAACAAAUAAAUAAAGACACAGCGGAUCCACAUGCGCGUCGUGGUGCGUCGCUUGUUUUGGACUCGAGUCAUAUUAUUAUUCAAAUGAAAUGAUCGCUUCCAAAGUCUACAGUUGAUUCGAUACUAGAACAUCACAACCCAGAAGCACGUAACUGGGCCACGGCAAAGAUUACUAUAGUCUAUAGGCGAGACUGUCCUCUCUGGGCCUAUUUUUGUCUAGGCUGAAUAAACGUUCAAAUAAGAAGGACAGAUUUACAUAUAUAAAUGAAUUCUCUACUAGACUAGUCUAUAUGCAGUAGAGAGUGAACAAAGCGCGGAUUGCUACAAAUAGGUUUAAUACCGGCGUUUUACCGGGGUUGUUGAUAUCUCAACGGCCGGUUACGCGCUGCUUUAUAUCCUGUUUCAGUUUCUUGACUGCUGACGUGACACCUGGAGAAGACUCUCGUUGUCUCCGUGAUUGACCGGAGGAAGGCUGUGUAGUCAGGAUGGACUGGGCUGGCCCGGUGGAAAAGGUUUUUCUAUUGUGUUGGAGGAAGGCGGACCGGUGUUGACCGUUCCUUGGGAGUGUGUAUCCCGUUAAAGGAAGGUGGAAGGAAAGCAGCAGCUGGCUAAACACCGAACCGUCCAGGAAAAAAACACUCCAACUGGAUUUUCUGUCUGAACAGAAACGGAGACACUCACCACCGAGAGAGAGAGAGCUGGACUAAAACGAAAUAAUUUUCGGACCUAAUGAUUAACUAGUCUUUUGUUAAACCCCUAACUUUGUUAACAGUUCCAGUCCUUUAGUGGCUUUGCUGCUCGCCUUCUCCCCAGCUAACCAUGGCCCACGUCGGGAAUGGACCUGGGAAUAACGCCGACGACGAGGAUUGUUUUGAAGAUGCCUACGACCGGAUACCCGUGGCUGGAAAGAUGGAUUUGAAGACUUCCAUAGAAGAGUGUUCUAUGGCUCUGAACCUUGUCCUGAACAACAAAUUCUCAGAGGCCCUGGACCUCCUCAAACCAUGGUGGAAGGACAGUAUGUAUCAUGCUCUGGGCUACAGUUCUAUUCUGGUGAUGCAGGCUGCCAUGACGUUUGAACACAGAGACAUACAGACAGCCAUGGCCGUCAUCAAAGAGGCCUUAACAACCUGCCAGAGGUUCAGGAAGAGAAACUCUGUGGUGGAGUCUAUCUCCAGUCUGGUGACCAAACAGUCUAACGACCACCUCAGAGAAGAGGAGAUGCAUGCAGAGAUCUGCUAUGCUGAGUGCCUACUGCAGAAAGCCACGCUCACCUUCGUACAGGAUGAAAACAUGAUCAGCUUUAUCAAAGGAGGGAUCAAAAUACGCACAAGUUACCAGAUUUACAAGGAAUGUCAGAAUAUUCUGAAUGUGACUCAGGACCAUAGCAGUGAAUCAUUCAGGCAGUUCGAAGGAGGAGUGAGACUGGGUAUCGGAUCCUUCAACCUGAUGCUGUCCCUCCUUCCUCAGAGAAUCCUCAGGUUGCUGGAAGUCAUCGGUUUCUCUGGCAACAGAGACUUUGGUCUGGCUCAGCUGAGAGAAGGAGCAGCAAGCCACAGUCUCAGAGCUGUCCUCAGUGUGUUAACGUUGCUGCUGUACCAUACCUAUGUUACACUCAUUCUGGGUACUGGAGAAGGAAACCUUGUAGAGGCAGAAGCCUUACUGGGACCUUACCUCGAGAAGUUCCCUAACGGUUCUAUCAUUCUGUUCUAUUCUGCUCGGAUUGCUGUGCUCAGAGGAAACUUCGAGAAGGCCCAGUUAAAGUUUGAGGAGUGUAUCUUAGCCCAGUCUCAGUGGAGACAGAUUCACCACCUGUGUUACUGGGAGUUGAUGUGGAGUCACUCCUUCACUCAGGACUGGCUGCAGGCAUACAGAUACGCUGACCUGCUCUGUAAGGAGAGUCGCUGGUCCAAGGCCAUCUACGUCUACCAGAAGGCUGCUAUCCUCUCUAUGUUGCCUGAAGAGGAGAUCAAGAAGACUGGAGAGAACGUGGUCGAGUUGUUCAGGCAGGUAGAGGGGCUGAAGCAGAGACUAGCAGGGAAGUCCAUACCUACUGAGAAGUUUGCAGUGAGGAAAUCAAGAAGAUAUAACGCAGCCAGCAACCCUGUUAAACUGGUGGUUCCAGCACUGGAGAUGAUGUAUGUAUGGAAUGGUUUCACCAUCGUAGGAAAGAGAGCAGACACCACAGAGAGUCUCCUCAUCACCAUAGAGAAGACAGAGGAGGAGCUACGCAACGAUCCCAGUCCGUCAGAGUAUCAUCCUGAUGACCAUUGUCUGGUUCAGAUGCUAAAAGGUCUCUGUCUUAAACACCUGGGAAGGCUUCUGCAGGCCGAGCUAUGCUUCACACAGGUUCUGUCCAGUGAGCGGAGAAUCCGAUAUGACCACUACCUGAUCCCCUUCACCCUGUAUGAAUUGGGUUUGCUCUACAAACAACAGGGGGACUACAUCAAGGCGACGCGAUACAUAGAGAACGCCAAGUUGAACUACAAGGACUAUUCCAUGGAGUCCAGGCUUCACUUCCGGAUCCACGCAGCUCUCAACAGUCUCAAGGGAUCACCUGUCAGCACACCAUAACUACAGCCCAACUACAAUCGAUUUCACACCAAAACUACAGCCCAACUACAAUCAGACUGCAAUUGAUUUCAGACCAUAACUACAGCCCAACUACAGAUGGACUACCCCCAGACUACGACACACCGGGACUACAACACACCGGGACUACAACACACCGGGACUACAACACACCGGGACUACAACACACCGGGACUACAACACACCGGGACUACAACACACCGGGACUACGACACACCGGGACUACGACACACCGGGACUACGACACACCGGGACUACGACACACCGGGACUACGACACACCGGGACUACGACACACCGGGACUACGACACACCGAGACUACGACACACCGAGACUCCACGGGACUACGACACACCGAGACUACGACACACCGGGACUACGACACACCGAGACUACGACACACCGGGACUACGACACACCGGGACUACGACACACCGGGACUACGACACACCGGGACUACGACACACCGGGACUACGACACACCGGGACUACGACACACCGGGACUACGACACACCAGGACUACGACACACCGGGACUACGACACACCGGGACUACGACACACCAGGACUACCCCCAAGCUACACUCUGACAACAUUUUAAAUACACCCCAACUACAAAAUAGAAAGGAGGACCAAGGCACUCUUCAUAUAAUUAAUUAAAAUGCCUUUAUUAGUAUGGAAUGUUCAAUAGAAACAAGGUUUAUAAACUCCGA
Messenger RNA from Salmo salar (Atlantic salmon), 3543 nucleotides. The record is from RefSeq and is a predicted model, not a curated record. NCBI's taxonomy places the organism in Eukaryota, Metazoa, Chordata, Actinopteri, Salmoniformes, Salmonidae.